Molecule: messenger RNA, 1266 nt
Organism: Linnemannia hyalina
Lineage: Eukaryota; Fungi; Mortierellomycota; Mortierellomycetes; Mortierellales; Mortierellaceae
Source: the annotation of a GenBank genome assembly
AUGGGUGUCCGUAAGAAGACCAUCUCAAAAACAGAAAAAUCACAGCCUACUAUGCGCACGCUACAGUUAAGAGACGGAAAGACCAUUGGCAGGAAUGGGAAUGAACAUUCUGCUGCUGCGAGUGGUACUGGCAGCAUGACCGAUCAUUUUCCCAAGGGCAAGUCGUCAUCCGCCAAGCGCACCCCUGCCUCCUCCUCCUCGAAAUGGAAGAAGAAGGAUGUUGUUGAUGAAAUCGAUGAAGAUCACGGCGAGGAUGAAGAUGAUGGUGCCGACGAUGACGCUCACGAUCAUGUUGGCUCCGAUGAUGGCGAUCCGGCCGUCUUAUACAACGAUCCUGAUCCUGCUUUUGGCGCUCGGUAUGCCCCUGUCCGGUCUCCAUUUGCUAUUCCACCCAAUGGAUACCCGUACAACCCUUACGGAUACUCCCAGGCACCUUUACCACCAAACCCGUAUUUCCAACAACCCACAGGAUCGGAACAUUCCGCUAUGUACCCUCCUAAUGGCGAGAUGUACUCCUAUCAUCCCUCCGAUCCACGCUAUUAUCGAGCUCCCGCUUUUUCACUCUCUCAUCAACAGUAUUUGCACUCAAACUACUCGGCGCCGUCUAUCGAUCCUUACUCGCGACCACCACGCAGCCCCAAAAAAAAAUCCUUCGCCAAACGCCAAGAUAUAUCGAAUGCCCCCGUCAAAGACUACUAUGAGCCUCAGCAUGAUGCCGUUCCCACAAAUAUCACCUACCAUGAUCCAACGCUGUACGAUCCUGCCACAAGUAACGAUCGCAUUAAGCCAAAAGCUGCAAUCAAGGCAACAUCGGCUCACAACACCAAUACUAUCUCCACCGCGUUUCGAUCAAUCGCUUCAUCUCCCGCAAGCGGUGCCCGUGACACAGCGGAUGCCGCCUUACCCCUCCCCGUAGCUGCGUCUCCCCCGAAGGAUUCUGAGCCCAGUGCUUCUGCAGCGGCUGUCCCUAUCCCCGGAAACCUUGCCUCAUCCGGCACUGGUGUACAGUUCUACACUCUGCAGGACGGCAAUUUUUAUAAUACAGGAGGAUCACUGCCCACAACUUUUGGGGACAAGUCUGGAAACACUGUUCUGGAGUGCCGCCACCAUUGGCCACCUAAAGGACAUAAGCUUUGUCUUGGGAAUGAUGCCGAAAGAUUCAAGUGCCGUCUUUGCUUGGGUCUUCCUCUUCUGAACGGCAUCAACUCUUGGCAAGGAUUGUUGUCCAGCGGUUCGAACGGCUCGAAGAAAUCGAUUGAUCUAUAA